AUGGCGGCGGAAGACGACAGCAAGGAGAUGAACCAACGGCCGGUGGGCGACAAGGACCGGGACCGGCACCCGAAGGCGGAACAGGAUUGGCAAACUUCAGGGCAGCAUCUGGCAAUCUGCAGUGCUGCAGGCCAGCGAAGCUAA
Molecule: messenger RNA, 144 nt
Organism: Colletotrichum paranaense
Lineage: Eukaryota; Fungi; Ascomycota; Sordariomycetes; Glomerellales; Glomerellaceae
Exons: 2
Coding region: 1-144 (47 amino acids)
Source: RefSeq, a predicted model, not a curated record